AUGUCGCGCGAACUAUCAAGUACACAGGACAUUUUCACCGAGAAACAGAUGGACCAUAUUAUAAGUAAAUGCCUGGACGUGCGGCGCUCUGACAGCUGCCAGGUAAUAGCCUGCGACCGGCGGCCGGCAAGCGCGGGUCUGGCCGGCUUCCUGGGCGACCAUGCUCGCGUCACACUGCACGUGAAGAGCAACGGCCACGUUAAGAAGAUCCGACUCUUCGUGAAGACCAUGCCCGCCUCCAACGCUCCCAAGGCGCAGUUCAUUGACACGAACUGUUACUUUAAGAGAGAAGCGGUAGCGCUGCGACUGGCGGAAGAAAUGCGAGGAGCUGAUGGUCCGAAUCCGUGGACUGUCCGAGCGUACCUGAGCAAUGAGCGUAUGGUGGUGAUGCCGGACAUGGCGGCUCAGGGCUACAGGACCCUGCAGUACUGCGAGACGCUGUCGCUGCCGCACGCGCUGCUGGCUGCUGCAGCCCUCGCGCGCUUUCACGCUGCUUUCGCUAACUACGCCGCCGCGAGGACGGCGCGCGACGGACGCCCUUAUAACUUCUUGCAGGAGUAUGAGGACAUCAUGACGGAGCCUACUUUUUGCGAUUCGCCCUGGCUGAAAGCGGCCGCCAAACUCAGUUGCAAUCUUCUAAAGACAUUUUCUAACAAAUUUGAGCAGUACCCGCCAAACCUUGAGCAGUGCCUCGCGCAGCGAUACCUGGAGGCGUGCGCCACUCUCGCAGAGCACGAGGGCACGCUCAACGUGAUGCUGCACAAGGACAUGUGGGUAAAUAACAUUAUGUAUAAGUACGAGGGCGAGGUGCCGACCAACGCUCUGCUGAUAGACUUCCAGUGUCUGCGCUAUGGCCCGCCCGCUUUCGAUCUCAUGGUGUUUCUGUAUUUGACGACGGAGCGUGAGUUCAGGGAGAGGUACGAGAAGGAAAUAAUUCGUCACUACUUCGCCGUUUUCUCGGAGACGUUGGACGAAACGACGAAGGCCGGAUUGAAAGGUUUGAAGUACGACAUGGAGGAGUUGGUGCGGUGGUGCGAGAGGAGCCGGAUGUUCGGCAUGUUCAUGGCGCUGGGCAUAUUCCCGUACGUGCUGAUGGACCCGCUGUCAGCGCAGCAGACGUUCGACGAUGCCGCCACGUUCGUGCGGUAUUGCGACGAGGACCGCAGCGCGCCGGUGCUGUCGUACUGCCGGCGCGACCCCGCCUACUUGCGGCGACAGCUGCAUCUUACCGAGGAGUUUGUCGAGCGCUAUCUCAUACAGUACACGACAUCAACAUCACGCAAUGUACCUACAUAGUCUUCCGCCGUAAAAAACGAAUGGAACUGUCAUCUCUUUGAACGCGUAUCAUGGGAUCGUAAUCAUUUAAC
Messenger RNA from Papilio machaon (common yellow swallowtail), 1367 nucleotides. RefSeq lists its product as uncharacterized. The record is from RefSeq and is a predicted model, not a curated record. NCBI's taxonomy places the organism in Eukaryota, Metazoa, Arthropoda, Insecta, Lepidoptera, Papilionidae. The transcript is spliced from 2 exons. Bases 1 to 1296 code for a protein of 431 amino acids.